Messenger RNA from Psammomys obesus (fat sand rat), 1382 nucleotides. It is a transcript of the gene Capzb, whose product is annotated as capping actin protein of muscle Z-line subunit beta. Gene Ontology annotation, molecular function: actin filament binding. Gene Ontology annotation, biological process: cell morphogenesis; barbed-end actin filament capping; regulation of lamellipodium assembly. The transcript has 9 exons. Bases 152 to 970 code for a protein of 272 amino acids. Gene Ontology annotation, cellular component: F-actin capping protein complex; cytoplasm. NCBI's taxonomy places the organism in Eukaryota, Metazoa, Chordata, Mammalia, Rodentia, Muridae. The record is from RefSeq and is a predicted model, not a curated record.
GAAGGUGGUGGCGGCCUGGCGCGGGAGGGGGGAGGGGGGCGCUGACCCGGAUGUUCACUCUUGGGCACCCGGGGAAGUGGAAGCGCCGGGCCCUGCUGCGGGGGGGAGAGCCACAGACGCCGGGACAGGGACCGCCGCCGCCGCCGCCACCAUGAGCGACCAGCAGCUGGACUGCGCCUUGGACCUGAUGAGGCGCCUGCCUCCACAGCAGAUCGAGAAAAACCUCAGUGACCUGAUCGACCUGGUUCCCAGUCUAUGUGAAGAUCUCCUGUCUUCUGUUGACCAGCCACUGAAAAUUGCCAGAGACAAGGUGGUGGGCAAGGAUUACCUUUUAUGCGACUACAACAGAGACGGGGACUCCUACAGGUCACCGUGGAGUAACAAGUAUGAUCCUCCUUUGGAAGAUGGGGCCAUGCCAUCGGCUCGACUGAGAAAGCUGGAGGUGGAGGCCAACAACGCCUUUGACCAGUACCGAGACCUAUAUUUUGAAGGUGGAGUCUCAUCUGUCUACCUCUGGGAUCUGGAUCACGGCUUUGCUGGAGUGAUCCUCAUAAAGAAGGCUGGAGACGGGUCCAAGAAGAUCAAAGGUUGCUGGGAUUCCAUCCACGUGGUGGAAGUGCAGGAGAAGUCCAGUGGCCGUACUGCCCAUUACAAAUUGACCUCCACGGUGAUGCUCUGGCUGCAAACCAACAAGUCCGGCUCGGGCACCAUGAACCUGGGAGGCAGCCUGACCAGACAGAUGGAGAAAGAUGAAACUGUGAGUGACUGCUCCCCACACAUAGCCAACAUUGGGCGCCUGGUGGAGGACAUGGAAAACAAAAUCAGAAGCACGCUGAACGAGAUCUACUUUGGAAAAACAAAGGACAUCGUCAACGGGCUGAGGUCUGUGCAGACGUUUGCAGACAAAUCAAAGCAAGAAGCGCUGAAGAACGACCUGGUGGAGGCCUUGAAGAGAAAGCAGCAGUGUUAGACCUCUGCUUCGCGCUAACCGGACCCGCCAUGCACUCGUUAGAGUCCUCUCUUUAGAAAACUUGUUUUCUGCUCCUUCUCCCUCUUCCUUUCCCUCCCUGACAGGUCACAUAACCUGCAUCGACCACGCAGCGCCAUCUCUCCCCAAGAAUAAAGCCUGAUAACCACCCUCCUCUGGCUCCAAGGCCUGCUUCCCACGACGUUUCGCUGUCGAGACUCCGUUUUUCCAUAGAGACCGUGUGGUUUGGUUCGCCUGGGCCCUGCCUCCUCCCUCCUCCCGUUUGUAGGCACAAAUACACUGUCUGCCACCGCGCCCUCCCAUCUUUUUGUUACAUUGGUGUAAAAAAAUGUAAAACAAAAAAUUUUAUGAACUAACUGGUGUGUGAAAGAUAGAAGAAAAACUGGAAAUCUGA